CGGCGUGUUUAGUCGAUCGAAUUUUGUUUCUUAUUCUCAAUGUAUAAUCAACAAUCAAUCCAUGCCGGUCUCCUUGGGCAAUGGAUCCUAGCCAGCGCCGUCCCUGGCGCCCAGACGCCAGGAGCUCUUUUCCUUUUGCUAGAAAGGAGAUCCUCAGGAAGUACAUCCCGGAGCUCGACCCGGAUGAUGAGCGGGCACAGACGCUUCGCGUGCGCAUGUCGAAGCGGUCCAACAUGCUGCGGCUACAGUUUGGGCUGACGGCAGUAAUCGUGAUGGCCAAUCUCGCCGUUGCCAUCUGGGCUCAAAAUGUCUUUCCACCCGAUGCGCGCGGGGUCGGAACGCUGAAGCUUGGCGACUGCGACGACGUCAGGACCCUCAACAGCGGGCUUCACCUUAUAAUCAACGUCCUGUCGUCACUCUUCCUGGGCGCCGGCAACUACUGCAUGCAGACGCUGGCAGCCCCGACCCGCGCCGAGAUGGACCUGGCACACUCCCGAGGCCACUCGCUUGAUGUGGGGGCGCCGAGCCUGCGCAACUUGAAGCGCAUUUCCCGCCACCGCGCUGCGUUGUGGCUCCUCCUCGGCGUGCUUUCGACGCUGCUCCAUCUCAUCUGGAACUCGGUCGUCUUUGCAUCCUUCCCCGUCGUCAGCUACCCCUUUGCCAUGAUUACUAGCGAUUGGCGCGAGACUUCCGACAUGAGCUGGCGGGUCGCGCCUCUGCCGUACCCUUUUACGCUCGAUAACUACAACCCACGCGGGGACUGGGACCGCGUCCUCGACAUUCAGCCGCAGCUUGCAAAUUUCACCCGCCUCGAGAGGGGGCCCUGCUUGUCCCAGUUCGCCGACCACCGGACGCAGAAGGCGCCCAUUGCCCUCGUCGCCCUUAAUGUCACGUCCGAGUACAACCGGGGCUAUUCGCUCCUGCACGGUUGGGGCUCCGACUGGGCCGGCGGCACCUGGCUGACGGCGUCGUGGUGGAUCUGCGACAUGUACAACCCAGCCAACAGGCCCGACUGGCAGCCCUGUGACGAGAGGCUGGUUGACAAGCUGAAGCUGGCGGACGAGUGGGUGCUCCUGGCUGGAGACCGUGUCGAAAAGGCCGUCUCGAUGGCCGUCGACUACUGCCUGGUCGGCCCGGCCAGGGACAUGCAGUCCAAAUGCGGCCUCCACUACGGGUCGUCGCUCUGUGUGGCAGUGGUGUCCGCCACUUUCAUAGAGUCGAUGCUCGUGCUGUUUCUGUGGCUCCAGUCGCUGCCGCAGGGCGGUAGCAAGAAGAGGCUUGUUGGAGAGGUGCCCACACCGCAGGCACCGGUUGUCAAGGACGAGCGGGGGAAAGCAAUGGUGCUCAUGGGCGAUGCCAUCGCGUCCUACCUGCGUUACCCGGGACAAAUGCCCCGGCAUGUCGAGAUGGAGAUACAGAAAUGGGAAACUAGUUCCCGCAUCACUUGGUUCUCGACAGUCAGCCCGCUCACAUGGGCGGUGUCUCUAUCACUUCUCAUCAUUGGAAUCGGCUUGCCUUUAUACUUGAUUCUCGGCUCCAUCAAAUACAUCGGGCUCAUUGGCUUCGACACGAGCAUGGCUGGCAUCUGGCAGCGCGGUCUCCAGAGCAUAAGCCCGUCUCUGCUGGCCUUCAGGACGGGCGACCACGAAUACCCACUGUUUGCGUGCGUAAUCAUGGCCAACGCCUUCCAGGUCUGGAUAAGUCUCCUGUAUGUCGUAUACAAUAACAUCCUGACGCGGCAGCUCGUGGCCGACGAGUGGAUGCGGUUCCUGCGAGGCCCCGCUGGCAAAAAGCCCCUGCGCGUGUCCCAGCCCGAGGGCAUGCAGCGGUCCAACUACACGCUCUCCCUGCCCUUUGCGUACUCGGUGCCGCUCAUGGUGGCCAUGAUGGCCCUGCACUGGCUCGUGUCGCAGGCCAUCUUCUUGGUCCAGACUCUGGGCUUCGAUACGGCCUGGCCCGAGCCGCAUCGAGUUCCUUCCUUUGACCGCACUGCGGUUGGCUACAGCCACCUGGGUGAGGUUCUGGCUGUCAUACUGGGCGGGGUUAUGGUCGUAGCGCUGCUGGUCAACUCGAUCGCUCGGCGCCACCAGCCCUGUCCUCGGGGCUUGCCGGGCGCGGGGUUCGAUAGUGCUCUCAUCCGUGCCUUUUGUAGUCGGCCGGCCGGGGACUUGCACGCCGACAUCUUUCCGGUCCGGCUUGGUGUCAUUGAGAAUACAGACGCAUGGGAUGGCCACUCGGGCCCGCCAACAGUGGUAUUCUCGACGUAUACCAAGAUUGGAAAGCCCGUCUCUGGUGCAAGCUACCUACUCCCAAGGAUCAACAAGCCCCCUGGGUCAUCAUGGAGAUGGAUAUUUCGGUAUAGCAAGGUCAAGAGCAAAGUAUAAGUAUAUUUUGCUGUCGUCUUUGGCCUCUUAUUGCUGCUACGAUCUAAGUCAAAGACCACCUUGCUGUAAUAAGUGCCAGAGUAGACCCUUUUUGCUGUUCAACACCCUGGUAGACGAACUGGAUGUCUACAUGUACAAAAGAUCCACAGACGCACGGGGUCGAUUAUCAGCCACUUGUCC
Molecule: messenger RNA, 2564 nt
Organism: Pyricularia oryzae 70-15
Lineage: Eukaryota; Fungi; Ascomycota; Sordariomycetes; Magnaporthales; Pyriculariaceae
Exons: 2
Coding region: 81-2384 (767 amino acids)
Source: RefSeq, a predicted model, not a curated record